Molecule: messenger RNA, 1144 nt
Organism: Mercenaria mercenaria
Lineage: Eukaryota; Metazoa; Mollusca; Bivalvia; Venerida; Veneridae
Product: myb-like protein X
Exons: 5
Coding region: 146-1129 (327 amino acids)
Source: RefSeq, a predicted model, not a curated record
ACAAGACUGGCGUCGGUAAUACAGGGUGAUAGGACACGAGUGCAUGAACAUGCGCAGAUGUCAAUGUUUACAGUUUUGACGUGACGUGGAAAAUAACGUAAAAUUGUGACUGCAAGGAAAGUGAUACUUCACAGAUUUGAAGGUAAUGUCAGACUCGGAGGAAGAUUUUGCCAGUGCAGAUGAAGGGGAAGUGGAAUCCACCUUAGCUGGCACUCCAAAAGUGCAACCAGAGGAGUCUGCAACAGCUGUGAAGAAAAAAGUUAAAGAACAGGAAAAAGAAAGCAAUAUUGUUGGAAGUGCUGAUAAAGGUGAAGUUGCUGCAAAGGGUGAUAAAUCAGUUUAUGAUGAUACUCCAAACCAAAGUAAAAAGGACAGCAAGAUGUCUGAAAAGGGUAUGAAAGGUCCAUCAGGCAGGGGAAAUGGAAAAGAAAUCACCAAACCUAAAGCAGGAGCUGCAAUAAAAGAAAAUAGUGCUGAUGAAAAAUCUAAGCAAAAACCUCAAAGUAGUAAGAGUAAGAAGGGAAAGCAGAAAGGUGGAAAAGGUAAAACUGUUCAGAGUGAAGGAGACUCGCGUUCUAAUAGGAAAGACUUUGAUAAAAAUACUGGUAACAAAAAUUCUGUUGACAUUUGUGAAGGAGCUGCUGUUAAAGUAAAAAAUGAAGAGAAAAUUGAAAAUACUGAUGAAAUCCUUAAACCUGAAGCAAACGAAUCUAUGAACAUUGAAAAGAAAAAUGAGAACAGAAGUGAAAAGGAAACUGAAAAUUCUAAGGAUUUGAAAUUAGAAAGUGUUAAAGUUACUGCCACACCAUCAGACAAAGAUAUUGAUCUUGAAAGUACACCAAAAGAAAAAAAGGAAAUAGUAACAGAUUCAUUGGAAAGCUUGGCACUGGAGCAAAAAGCGAACAUGAUAAAAUCACCAUCAUCACAAAGCAUAACAAGACCAGAGCCAGAUCAUACUGAGAAAGAGGAUGCAGUCCUUAAUAAGCUAGCUGAAGCUGCAAAUGAAACAAAGGGUGGCUGGGGCUGGGGUUGGGGAUCUUCACUUCUGGAGGUAGCAUCUAGCUCUGUGUCAACAUUUACUAGUCAAGUUGAAUUUAGGUGUCCAUGGCAGCUAAAAGAAAAACUGUAAACAGAGAAAAGAGAC